This is a messenger RNA of Medicago truncatula (barrel medic), 1600 nucleotides long. RefSeq names its product katanin p60 ATPase-containing subunit A-like 2. The transcript is spliced from 11 exons. Bases 133 to 1341 code for a protein of 402 amino acids. NCBI's taxonomy places the organism in Eukaryota, Viridiplantae, Streptophyta, Magnoliopsida, Fabales, Fabaceae. Gene Ontology annotation, molecular function: ATP binding; ATP hydrolysis activity. The record is from RefSeq and is a predicted model, not a curated record.
UUUCUUCGCUGUCUUCACUCUCAACAGCCGUGGAGGAGGGCUGCUUGCUUACUUGCCAGCUGCUUCAUAUAUUCUAGAGAGAGAAACUCUUUUUCAACUCUUUCUCUCUCUCUCUCUCUCUCUCUCUCUAAAAUGGCCGCCGAUGAUGAACCAAUGCCUACUCGUUGGUCUUUCGAGGAGUUCAAAAAGUAUUAUGAUGUUAGGCUUGGUAGGAAGAAACUUGUGGAGAAUGGUGAGAAUGCUGUUAGUAAUGGAAAUUCGUCCGGCAUUGCAUCCAAUGGCAAUUCACACGGCAAAGUAACAUCGGAUAGGGCUAUUUAUGAUCAGUUUCAAAGCCAGGGGCAGAAUCCGACGCAUACAAAUGGUUUUGGACCAAACGGUGUUGAUGAAAAGCCGAAGAAGUCUUUGCUUCCACCUUUUGAAUCUGCAGAAAUGCGUACUUUAGCAGAGAGCUUAAGUAGGGAUAUCAUUCGCGGGAGUCCAAAUGUGAAGUGGGAAAGCAUCAAGGGUUUAGAGAAUGCCAAACGUUUACUGAAAGAAGCUGUAGUGAUGCCGAUUAAGUAUCCCAAGUACUUUACUGGUCUGUUAUCACCAUGGAAGGGUAUUCUCCUUUUUGGGCCCCCAGGGACUGGAAAGACAAUGCUUGCAAAGGCAGUUGCAACUGAGUGCAACACUACAUUUUUUAAUAUUUCAGCAUCGUCUAUUGUCAGCAAAUGGCGAGGUGAUUCAGAGAAGUUAGUAAAGGUGUUAUUUGAGCUUGCAAGGCAUCACGCGCCCGCAACAAUAUUUCUUGACGAAAUUGAUGCAAUCAUUAGUCAACGUGGUGAGGGGCGCAGUGAACAUGAAGCAAGUAGACGGUUAAAAACUGAACUACUCAUUCAGAUGGAUGGUUUAGCACGGACGGAUGAACUUGUUUUUGUUUUGGCGGCAACAAAUCUUCCCUGGGAAUUGGAUGCAGCCAUGCUUAGACGUCUUGAGAAGCGAAUCCUUGUACCGCUUCCAGAACCAGAAGCAAGAAGAGCAAUGUUUGAGGAACUCCUUCCUCUGCAGCCUGAUGAGGAACCGAUGCCCUAUGAUUUACUGGUGGACCGGACAGAAGGAUACUCAGGCUCGGAUAUUCGCUUACUUUGUAAAGAAACAGCAAUGCAGCCAUUGAGACGCUUAAUGACACAACUUGAACAAGAACCAGAUGUGGUGCCCGAAGAAGAGUUGCCAAAAGUUGGGCCAGUCGUGCCUGAAGAUGUAGAGGCAGCUUUAAGGAACACACGGCCAUCUGCUCAUCUUCUUGCCCACAAAUACGACACGUUUAAUGCCGAUUAUGGUAGUCAAAUACUUCAAUGAAAUGAUGUAAUUGUUAUUGUUAGGUGAUCUAUGAUUUGGGGUCAUAAAAUUGUUGCGGCACAACUAGGAAAAAUAAAAUAGUAUUAUUUUGGGUACAGUGAUGUUGUUUAUAGAUUUUCAUGACAUGUUAAUCACAUUCUUCUAUGUGAGUGAUCACACUUGAUCGUUUUUCAAAUGGUUGUGAUAUUUUACAUUCCUUAGUUUAUUCUUCUGCAGCAGAGCAGACGAGCAGUAAUAUUAUAAUCUGUAUGCAACGUUA